Molecule: messenger RNA, 4575 nt
Organism: Trifolium pratense (red clover)
Lineage: Eukaryota; Viridiplantae; Streptophyta; Magnoliopsida; Fabales; Fabaceae
Exons: 6
Coding region: 1-4575 (1524 amino acids)
Biological process (GO): DNA repair; telomere maintenance
Molecular function (GO): DNA helicase activity
Source: RefSeq, a predicted model, not a curated record
AUGGCUAGCAGCAUUGAAUGUAGUGAUAGUAUACAUUUACAUGAGUCAUGCAGCAAUAAUGAUGAUGAUGCUUCAAUUCACAGUAUAUAUGAUGGUGAUCAAAUGAUAUGUGAAACUAAUACUCAACAAUUUAACAUACCUUAUAAUUCAGCUACUGAUGUUGACUUGGUCUCUGAUCAUUACGUGGCUCAGAUGAGAUGUACAACUAAUUAUGAGCAAUUUGAUGUGCCCUUUAAUUAUGGUAUUAGUACAUACAGUGUUGAUUCUCUUAGUACAAUUUACUAUUUUGUUUAUGUUGAUUAUUUUCCUUAUCUCAACAAUAUAUAUGCAGUUUCUGAUAAUCCCAGAUAUUUCAACAUCGGUCAGCCAAGUUGUGUGUGUCCAGAUUGUGGUGCAAUAAUGUGGUACCAAGAACGUGUUAAGAGUGGCUCAAGGGUCAAUCCCAAGUUUUCGCUAUGUUGUAAUCAAGGGGAUAUAGAACUUGCACCCUACAAGCAAUUGCCACAACCCCUAUAUAAUUUAUACCAUGGCCGUGAUAGUAGAAGCAAUUUUUUCAUUGAGAAUAUUAGAUCCUUCAAUAGCAUGUUUGCUUUUACAUCAAUGGGUGGUAGAAUUCACACCAGUAUUAAUAGCGGAAAUGCACCACCUGCCUUUGUCUUAAAUGGUGAAAAUUAUCAUCUUAUUGGAAGUUUGCUUCCUUUGCCCAAUAGACCACCUAAAUUCGCCCAGCUGUACAUAUACGAUACCGAGAAUGAAAUAUCAAAUAGGAUGUCAUCUGUUGGAAUGACAGAUGAUCCAGUUGCAUUCAAGUCAUCUAUUGUGCGAGAUAUACGAUAUGCGCUGGACAGUUGUGGUAAUCCGUAUGUUCGAAUGUAUGCUAUGUUACGGGAUACCAUUCAUUUCCAGGAAGCUCCAACUGUUAAGUUACGUCUUCUAGGCAAACGAUCCCGUGAUGGCAGGCGGUAUAAUCUUCCGUCUGUUUCGGAGGUUGCUGCCUUAAUUGUUGGUGACUUUGAUGCUGCUGACUUCGAUAGAGACAUUAUUGUUCAGACUCAAACUGGUCUUUUGCAGCGCGUAUCAACCUUUGAACCGUGUUAUUGGCCCUUACAAUAUCCGCUUUUGUUUCCUCGGGGAGAGGAUGGAUACAGUAGGGACAUUGAGUUCAGAGAUAGUCCAAAGAAAUCUAAAAGGAAAAGGAAGUUUAUCACUCAGCUGGAGUGGGUUGGAUAUACCAUCCAGCAGAGGUGUAGAGAUGAAUCAACAGUUGUUUUUUCUAGGAGAUUAUUUCAUCAGUUUUUGGUUGAUUCUUUUAGUACAAUAGAGUCUGAUCGGUUGAGAUAUAUGAGAGAUCAUCAGAAAGAUUUAAGGGCUGCUAUGUACAAAGGGUUGACGGAAGCCAUUGUUAGCGGCGACUGUGAUGCGAACACUACAGGUAAACGAAUAGUUCUGCCUGCAAGUUUUGUUGGCGGGGCAAGGUAUAUGAUACAGAACUACCAAGAUGCAAUGUCCAUUUGCUCUUGGGCUGGAUAUCCCGACAUAUUUAUCACAUUUACUUGCAACUAUAAGUGGCCAGAAGUUGUUGAUUUUUUAAAAGUGCAUAAUCUUAGGCCAUCGGAUCGCCCUGACUUGAUAUCUCGAUUGUUUAAGAUUAAGCUGGAUCAGCUCAUAAAAGAUAUUAAGCAAGGGGAUAUUUUUGGCAAAGUCAAAGCAGUGAUUUACACAAUUGAGUUUCAAAAGCGUGGUCUUCCACAUGCUCACAUUUUAGUCUUCCUUUACCAGUCACAUAGAAUUGUCGGUCCAGAUGGUAUUGACAAAAUAAUAUCGGCUGAGAUACCGGAUAUACAUCGAGAGCCAGAGUUAUUUAGCGUUGUAUCUGCACUUAUGAUUCAUGGUCCAUGUGGACAGCAGAAUAAAAAAUCUCCAUGUAUGCAGCAUGGUCGGUGUUCCAAAUACUUCCCUAAGAAAUUUACCAGUCAUACAAUCAUUGAUUCUGAUGGUUAUCCUGUGUAUCGGAGGAGGGACAAUGGUGUGUAUAUUCAAAAGGGUGAACAUUUUAUUGACAACAGGUUUAUUGUUCCGUAUAAUAAAAAAUUGUUGCUCAAAUAUAAUGCUCACAUCAAUGUUGAGUGGUGCAAUCAAUCCCGAUCUAUAAAGUAUCUUUUCAAAUACAUCAACAAGGGACAUGAUCGUGUUACGGCUGGAUUCUAUAAUGAUAGUGGCAACGGAUCCGGUACUCAAAUGAUUGAUGAGAUAAAGACAUACUAUGAUUGUCGGUAUCUAUCUGCAUGUGAAGCUGUUUGGAGGAUUUUUGUGUUUGAUGUUAAUUAUAGAGAACCAUCUGUUGAACGGCUAACUUUUCAUCUUGAGGAUGAGCAGCCAGUGAUUUUCCAUGACGAUGCUUGCAUUGAAGAUAUUGUUGAAAAACCAUAUGCUAGGUGCAGUAAGUUCAUAGCUUGGAUGGAAGCCAAUAAAAAAUAUCCUCAUGCGCGUCAAUUGACGUAUAAUGAAUUUCCUACUAAAUUUGUAUGGAACAAGGAUGCGCGUCAGUGGACUCCGCGUAAGAGGGGGUUUUCUAUUGGAAGACUUCAUUUUGCCCCUCCUGGAUCCGGUCAACGAUUUUAUUUGAGGACUAUUUUAAAUUACAUAAAGGGUCCAACUUCUUUUGCUGAUAUAAGAACAGUUAAUAAUGUUACUUAUAGCAAUUACAAAGACGCGUGUUUUGCGUUAGGGCUUAUGGAUGAUGACAGGGAGUUUAUUCAGGCGGUUAAAGAAGCUAGCUACUGGGGCACUGGUGGUUAUUUGCGUCAAUUAUUUGUCGCUCUGCUUCUUUCAGAUCAAUUACAUUGUCCCGGUUUUGUUUGGACCAGCAUAUGGGAGUUUCUUAGCGAUGAUAUUCAAUAUAAGCAACGACGUCUUCUUGGUCUACCAGAUUUAGUGUUGACAUGUGACCAGUUGAGAAGCUAUGCAUUAGCCGAGAUUGAAAUUGCAUUACAAAGUAAUGGCAAGAGUCUGAAAGAUUUUUCUGACAUGCCUCAGCAAGACGAUGGGUUAGUUCCAGAUAGAGGGAAUAGGUUGAUUUACGAUGAAUUAAAUUACGAUCGCAAUCUAUUAGCUGAUGAGCAUCGUAUAUUAAUGUCAUCCAUGACAACUGAACAGCGGAAAAUAUAUGAUAAAAUCAUGACAAGAGUUCAAGAGAAUAUGCCAGGUUUCUUUUUCCUUAAUGGUUAUGGAGGCACAGGGAAAACAUACAUUUGGAGGGCUUUGUCAGCAGCAUUAAGAUCUAAGGGUGAAAUCGUUCUAACAGUGGCGUCCAGUGGUAUAGCUGCCUUGCUAAUUCCUGGAGGAAGGACUGCUCAUUCUCGAUUUGCCAUACCAAUAAACAUCGAUGAAUAUUCUACAUGUCAAAUAGGGCCAUCUGAUCAUCUCGCCCAUCUAAUUCGUCGUGCAAAAUUGAUUAUAUGGGAUGAGGCACCUAUGAUGCAUAGACAUUGUUUUGAAGCCGUUAAUCGUACUUUGAAGGAUAUUAUGCAAGAGAAGCAGUUUCCAUUUGGAGGAAAGGUUGUUGUGUUAGGUGGGGAUUUUCGUCAAAUACUACCCGUUAUACCCAAAGGUACAAGGCACGAUAUUGUUCACUCUGCUAUAAAUUCUUCUCCUUUAUGGUCCUCCUGUGAGGUCUUAACAUUAACGACUAAUAUGAGACUUCUAGCGGGAUGCGCAGAUUCAGAUAUUGAGAGGAGGAGAGAUUUUUCUCAGUGGAUAUUGGGAAUUGGUGAUGGGAGUAUCGGACAUGCGGAUGAUGAAUGUAUCGCUGUUCAAAUCCCACAAGAUUUGUUGAUUGAUGGUGGCGCUGAUCCUCUUUCUAAUAUUGUUCAAAGUACUUACCCAAACUUAUUGGAAAAUAUGAAUGAACCAUCCUUUUUCCGUGACAGGGCUAUUCUCGCUCCAACGAAUUCAGUUGUUGGUAGUGUGAAUGACUAUAUUUUGGACAUGAUUUCCACUGACGAAAAAAUUUACCUCAGCUAUGAUUCUUCAUGUAAUGAAAAUUCAGCUGUCGAUGUCCCGGAUAAUGUACACACUCCAGAGUUUUUGAAUACUAUUGCUUCUUCUGGGAUUCCAAAUCAUAAGUUAAGACUUAAAAUUGGAGUCCCAGUUAUGCUCAUGCGAAAUAUGGAUCAAUCUUCUGGGCUGUGUAAUGGUACAAGGUUAAUAAUCACUAAGAUGGGUACUUAUGUUGUCGAGGGGAUGAUUAUAUCUGGUAGCCAUAUUGGUGAAAAGGUUUUCAUUCCGAGAUUGUCAUUGAUUCCUUCCGAUAAGAGACUUCCUUUCAGAUUUAAACGCCGACAAUUUCCCUUGAGUGUGUCCUUCGCCAUGACAAUCAACAAAAGUCAAGGCCAGUCUCUAAAAAAUGUCGGGGUGUAUCUCUCUCAACCAAUUUUUUCCCAUGGACAGUUAUAUGUUGCUUUUUCAAGGGUUACUUCCGAAAAUGGAUUGAAAGUACUUUUGCCUGCUGAACCAGCCGACAAUCCAGAUGUUGCUCGGAACGUAGUUUACAAGGAAGUGUUUCGAAAUAUUUAA